AUGACUAUGCCUGUCAAGAACCCAUGUCCAGAGCUCAAGUCAACCUUCGUAUCCAUCCGUGAGCCCCCCGGGCCCCGCCUCAUACCCUUCGUUGGCAACCGCUACGAGUUAUAUCCAGACGUCCUCGGAAACUAUGACCGGUUAUUCUCGCUCUACGGGCCAAUGAUCAAGACAGUCAACAUGGGAACGACCAUCUACCACACGAAUGAUCCGGCCAUUGCCCGCCAUGUGUUGCGCGAGGAUCAACUGUUCACCAAGGCCACAUCCAGCCCAUCACACCCACUGCACUACAUGGCCGACCAGGACUGCCUCUUUACCUGCGACAGCGCAUCUCCAGCGUUUGCACCAAGCCAUAAAUUUGUACCCCCGACCAUGUCGCCACGCGGUAUAGCCCACUUUAUGCCGCUGAUCCAGGAUGCGGCACAAUCCAUCUUCCCAGCAUUCGAUCACUUGGCCGACGCCAAUCUCGCGAUCAAUGUCUACCAAUACAUGUUCAAGCUUGCAUCACAGAUUGUCUGGCGAGUCAUGCUCAACCAGGACCUGAAGCAGUUUGAGUCGCCCCAGACGCCCCCCUCGUUUCCCGUUCGACUAUUUGGCCAGUAUCUCUCGCUGAUGAAGAAAUCGUCAAUGCGGCCCCAGUGGUUCAAGUACCUUCCAUUCAACGAGACGACCAAAUUGAAAACUGUCCGGCAGCAGGUGCUGGACACAACCGAAGAGGCCAUGAAGAAGAGCAUUCGCAAGGACGGUCCCCCUCUGCCUUUAUCCGAGCCAAAUGCCAUCCAGAGCGCUGCCUGCGUCGCUGACUUCUUGUAUCGCGCUCGCGACAAGCAAGGCAAAGGGAUGCCAUAUGAGCUGGUUCUAGGAAACGUGGUAGUGAGCUGUGGCGCGGGGUUCACCACCAGUUCAUCUCUGCUCUCCUGGGCUCUGUACUCCCUCGUGCGGUAUCCUGGGAAUCAGCAACGUCUCUUCGAGGAGAUUACCAGACACCGCAGCAGUAACGAUGGUCGCUGGACCUAUGACGAGAUCCACGGGAUGAAAUUUCUCGACUGUUUCGUCAAAGAAGUUCUCCGUCUGCAUAGCCCCAGUUUCCAGACAGCCCGCAACGCCAAACAAGACGCGGUUCUGCCCGGGGGGUACCUGAUUCCAAAGGGAUCCAUUGUCAUUGCGUGCUUUCCUAGUUUACACAAGAACCCAGCCCAUUGGGAGAAUCCGCAGCGGUUUGAUCCGGACCGGUGGGCGCAAGAAGGUCUUGCAGCGCAAAUGGCUCGCCAGGGGUCGUACACACCCUUCGCAGCAGGGGGCCGCGGGUGUGUAGGGUUCAAUUUGGCGCUCACACAGGUCAAGAUGGUUCUAGUCGAGUUGGCCUAUCGAUACGAAUUCGACGACUCAUCGCCAGAGGCAGUCAUGUAUGAUCCUGAGUUCCUGGUCGUGCGGCCACUGAAUUUCUACGCGGGGAUAACAAGGCGCAUGCAUUGA
Molecule: messenger RNA, 1476 nt
Organism: Aspergillus versicolor CBS 583.65
Lineage: Eukaryota; Fungi; Ascomycota; Eurotiomycetes; Eurotiales; Aspergillaceae
Product: cytochrome P450
Exons: 2
Coding region: 1-1476 (491 amino acids)
Molecular function (GO): heme binding; oxidoreductase activity, acting on paired donors, with incorporation or reduction of molecular oxygen; monooxygenase activity
Source: RefSeq, a predicted model, not a curated record